This is a messenger RNA of Paramecium pentaurelia, 1966 nucleotides long. Lineage: Eukaryota; Ciliophora; Oligohymenophorea; Peniculida; Parameciidae. The record is from the annotation of a GenBank genome assembly.
AUGAAACAAAUUGAAAUAGAUAAAGAAUCAGAUGAGCCAAUGAUUUAAGAAGAAACUUUAUUAAAGACAGAAUAAUAUUUAUGUCCUGCCAAUAGAAAUCAUAAAUUAUAAAGUCUUGAUAAAUUAUUGUCUCAUCUUCAUACAUGUAAAGAAGUCAAAUUGGCAGAUAAGCCUCGAUUUGUAUAUUAUUGUUAAGUAUAAUAUUAAUUUAAUCAAGUAUUAUUAAGGUCAUUGUUUUUUGACAACAGAAGAUAGAGAAAAACAUGAAAAAAUAUGUUAAUGGAGAUUAGGAUUAAAAAAAUAACAUGAUCCUACAGCCAAUAAGUAUUCAAUAAUUUAACCACUUGGAAAACCUAUUAAUAAUACUUAAUAAUAGUAAAAACCAGUUGCUUAUACUGAUUAAUAAUAAAGAAAUUAUGAAUAUGCUAUAAAGAAGGGAUUAAUCAAGAAGAAAGGAAAUGAUGAAUAUAUUCCAGAUGAUGGUUUUGAAUUUAAUAAAGAUUUUAAAAAAGUAGAUGAAUUAAUGAAAUUAUAAAUCUAGAAAAAUAUAUCAGGUUUUUAAUUUUAUAAUUUUUAUAAUAGAUUAAAAUUAGAAUAAUAUACAAUUUACAUUCCAAAACUAUUUUUAUAUGGUUUAACCUCAAAAUAAAUAAUUGAUUGAUUUUUUAAUAAAGAGAAUUCCAUAUAAUCUAUAUUUUAGAAAAUAUAAAGUAUUUGUAUAAUUAUACAAUAAAGUAUUAUAAAGAAGAUGAGAAGAAUUAGAUUGUAUAAAAGUUUCUGAUGAAGGAGAAAAAGAGAGAGAAGAGAAGACAAAAUAGUAAACCAGAUAUUAAAUAUAAUUUGAUUAAUUAAAUACCAAAUGAUAUCCUACUCAAUUUAUUAAAUUUUAAUACAUAUGAAGAUUAUUUAGACAAAUAAAUGGAAGUAAUAUUUUAUUUUAAUAUAGGAAUUUGUAAAUUAAAAGAAGAUAGAAGAAGAAAAUUUAUUUACAUCUACAUAUUUGAUGACUACAGAUAAAAAAGCAAUUUUUACUCUUUAGAUUGGAAAAGAUUUUAAAGAUAUUUUUGGAAAGAAUAUAAAUCUAUUGGAUUUUAAAGCUUUAUUUUCAGAUUUCAUAACAUUUAAAUUUAAAAGGGAUGAAAAUAUUAAUAAGUAGAUUGAACCAUAUUUAAGUUAAACAUUAGAUUAGAAUGAAAGUAAUAAAAAUUAAAAAUAAAAUUAAAAUAUUUUUGAAGAAGAAAUAGAUAUUUAAUAGUAAAGAUUAAUAGGAGAAUUAAAAGCUAAACUUGAAAUAUAGAAAUAAAAGAAUUAAGAAGAUAAAAGUUAAUUGGAAAGAAAUUAAAGGGAAUUAUAAGAAUUGAUUGAGAAAAAAAAAAGUUUAAUUUAGAAAGAAUCAGAUGUUGAAUUAUAAAUAAAGAAAGUUAAUGCUUAAAUAAAUUCAUAUCAUUCAAAAAUAAAAUCAUAUAAAUAAGAAUUGGAAUUAAAGAAUUAAGAAAAAAUAAAAAUCUUAUAUGAUUAAAAAGAAAAAGAAUUAAAUGAAUUUAUUGAUGCAUUAAAUCAAUAGGUUAAUUAAUAUGAAAGUAGUCAAUAAGAAAUUAAAGAUGAGAUCUAAAGUUUAAAAGAAGAAAAAUAGAAAUUAAAAAGUACAAUAAAUAGAUUACAACCUUUUAAAUUAUAAUUAGAAAGAUAAUUAGAAGAUUUAUAAAAAUAAGAAAGUAGUGUUCCAUAAUAAAUGACAUAAUCAGAAUAUUAUACUGGAAAUGAAUUUGUUUUUGAUAUUUCUGAUAAAAUAAAAUGUAAAGCAUGUAAAAUAAGAAAAAUAAAUGUUGUUUAUAUUCCUUGUGGAGAUGCAGCAUUAUGUAAGAUUUGUCAUGAAAAAUUUGAAUAAUUGUUACCUCAUGUAUGUCCAAUUUGUGAAUAAUUUGUUAAAAGAGUUUAUCAUUUUAUGUGGGAAAAUGAAGGAUGA